This is a messenger RNA of Leptonychotes weddellii (Weddell seal), 1141 nucleotides long. NCBI's taxonomy places the organism in Eukaryota, Metazoa, Chordata, Mammalia, Carnivora, Phocidae. The record is from RefSeq and is a predicted model, not a curated record.
AUGAACAACUACCGGCGGGCCAUGCAGAAGAUGGCAGAGGACAUCCUGUCGCUGCGGAAACACACCAGCAUGCUGGAGGCCGAGAACCGCAUGCUGAGGAGCCAGCUGACCCAGGAGGAGGGGGAAGAGGAGGAGGACAACGCCAACAAAGCCCAGAACUCCCCCACCCCACCAGUGUCCAUGAAGCAGAAACUGCUGCUGAGUGAGCUGGACCUGAAGAAACUGAGGGACAAAGUGCAGCAUUUGCAGAAUGAGCUGAUUCGGAAGAAUGAUCGAGAGAAGGAGCUGCUCCUCCUGCACCAGGCUCAGCAGCCACAAGCAGCACUGCUGAAGCGGUAUCAGGACAAGCUGCAGAAGAUGAAGGCGCUGGAGGAGACCGUGCGGCACCAGGAGAAGGUAAUCGAGAAGAUGGAGCGGGUGCUGGAGGACAAGCUGCGGGACAGGAAGGAGCCCCUGCUCAGCAGGCUGCAGGGAAAGCCCACCAUCGCCUUCCCCAUGCUCUCUGCCUCUGGCCGUCCCCCGGGGCCGACGGGAGAGAACCUGCCUGUGGACCUGUACUCAGUCCUGCUGGCAGAAAACUCCAGGCUGCGGGCAGAGCUGGAGAAGAACCGCCACCAGUCAGCGCCCAUUAUCCUGCAGCAGCAGGCGCUGCCGGUGGACCCCAGGGAGUUGGGAGCAGGAGGAGACCUGGCAGAGAGACUGCAAGAGACAGAUGGCCCAGGCCAGUCCAAGGGCACAGAGGCCCUGCCCGCACAGGAUCUCCUUGCCAGUACCUCAGACAAGUUCAACCUUCUGGCCAAGCUAGAACGAGCUCAGAGCCGGAUCCUAUCCCUGGAAAGCCAGUUAGAGGACUCGGCCCGACUCUGGGGACGCGAGAAGCAGGACUUGGCCACACGGCUGCAGGAGCAAGAGUACGGCUUGGGGCACCCCUCAGACUCCGUCAUCACUGGCCUGCCCGUGAGUGAUCUCUCUGGAGAAGCUCCGUGGGGUGCAGGCAGUGCGGCUGGCAGCCGCCAUCCCCGACCCCGAGUCUCUGGGCCCUGAGAAGAACUGUCCAGAAGACCUGCGCUCAGCUUCUGCCCUGUUACCAUCAGGAGCCCUGGCCUGGUCUCCAUGCCCCACCUGCCCAAGGGGAAUAGAA